This is a messenger RNA of Prorocentrum cordatum, 673 nucleotides long. NCBI's taxonomy places the organism in Eukaryota, Dinophyceae, Prorocentrales, Prorocentraceae. The record is from the annotation of a GenBank genome assembly.
AUGGCCAUUUGGGCGCAAUCUGGUUCAGUCCAGCUAAGACCAGAGCCCGACAGGGUUGCCACAGAUGCGUUCCAUGACUCCUGGGCCAGCGCUGCCGCCGACGCGUUCCGCGGCGCGGGCUUCGUGGUAGUGCUGGGUGCGCUGUCGGAGGAAGCCUGCGAGGAAGUCCUGCGCGCAUGCCACGACAUGGAGCGAGAGAUGUUGAGGCACGACCCGGAGCGACUCGGCUGCCGGGACCCGGGCCGCUACAGCUUCGGCGCCGCCGCGCAGUCCGGCGCCUUGCUGCACCUGCCGGCGUGGCGCCACCUGCUGGACUGCGAGGCGGUGCUGGCCGUGCUCGACGCGAACUUCCAGGCGCUCCACUCCGAUCUCGGGCCCUCGCGCGUGCCGCCCGGGCAGCGCGCGGACUGGCCGCCGCCCAAGGUGGCGGUCAACUUCUCCGUGCAGCGCAUCGACACGGCCGCCUUCGGGCCGAUGCGCGCGCUGCCGGCCCGGAAGACGCUGGAGCUGGGGCAGCAGCCGCCGCCCUUCGCGGGCGAGAGCGACCACUCGCGCCGCAGCACGCUCUUCCCGCUGCCGGCCGGCGCGGCCGUGCUGCGCGACCUGCGGGUGUGGCACGGGGGGACCCCCAAUCUGACCGCCGAGACGCGGUUCUCGAGGGAGCGCAAGUACG